Molecule: messenger RNA, 4361 nt
Organism: Porites evermanni
Lineage: Eukaryota; Metazoa; Cnidaria; Anthozoa; Scleractinia; Poritidae
Source: the annotation of a GenBank genome assembly
CAGAUACUUGGUGAUCAAUGUACAAGAGGUUGUAGAUUUUGUUCUGUUAAAACCAACAAGAAGCCUCCCCCUCCUGAUCCAAAUGAGCCUGCAAACACUGCUGAAGCCAUCAGGCGCUGGGGAUUAGAUUAUAUUGUCAUCACCUCUGUCGAUAGAGAUGGCAGGUUGUGUUAGAAUAUGCAUGUGUGUGCAUGGCUAGUCAGGGUGGAGUAUUGUUUGACAAGACACAAAAUGACAUACAGCUGCAUGGGGGACUAGAGGCAUGUUGGCAGACAUUCUUUCUUGCUUUUGUUGCCUUAAGAUGCAAAAUAUUUAUUGAAAGAUCUUCGCCACCCUGUUGUCCAUCACAUAUAUGAACUAAAAGUGAACAGCGGCCUUUUCAGUCACUUGUAAUAAAGGAACUAUAAAGUUGGCAUUAAAAUACAUGUAACUUUCAAUAGGCAAAGAAAGUUUUAAUGGCAUUAGAGCAAGACAAACUGUUUGUUAAUUUUGUUUUUGAUUUCAAGUUGCAUCUGAUCUGUGAAAACAUAGGUGAUGUGUCAAAAUCAAAUCAAAGUAGGGUUUUUUAAUCUUGAAAAUUUGAUCCAUGAGUCACUGUUAAUAGGUUUUUUAAAACCAAAUUUUGAAUUUCAAACCCUUUAAGAAGUGUUUAUUUUUCAAGAGGUGGGUUGAUUUGGCUUCAAAUGCGAAAUAGCAUUAUGAUAUGUCAUGUCAUUUUGGUUAAACAGAGUAUUUAUGUUUGUCUCCAUUGGACAUGAUGGUUUUCUAGGUCUAGGGAUAACGUUUUUUGUUGCAAGUGCACUUUUGCCUUCAUAUUGACUCCUUCAAAAAGAUGCAUUUUUCUUUUUCUUUCUUUGUGGGCAUCCCCCUUUUCUUACCACUCUUAUUAUUAGCCAUAAAGGACAGAAGUAAAUUUUUUUGUUUAAAGUAUAUACAGAUAUGCACCAAUCAAACCUAGUCUCUAACAUUGUACAUUUAAGUCAUACCAUUUUUUAUUUAUCAAAAGCAAAAGACAUUGUUGGACUUAACUUGAGUUUGGAUUGUGUAGAGAUAGAAAAGAUACAAAAAUUUCAGUCGGCAAAAGGAAAUGGGGACAAGGUUCAUGAACCAAAAGGCUCAUUCACUGGCUAGUUUUAGAGUGAAAGCUUUUAUUACUUAGGUAUAGGUAAUCUGUUCCUGUUUGUUUCCUCCAAAUCCCUCACAUUAUGCAUAGCGUGAGUUCUUGUUAAGUUGAGUGUCUUACUCCACUUAAUUCCAGAUUUACCUGAUGGUGGAGCUGCACAUUUUGCAGAGACAGUCACUCAAAUAAAAACGAGGUAAAUAUAAACAGAUGCAUCAGCUACAUAAUAGGUAAUUAGAAUGAAUGAGUGUUGUAUACAUGUAACUGAUGCACACUGUUUUCUCAAUAUUACCUAUCUGUUUUAGGAGUCCAAACAUACUUGUUGAAUGCUUGACAGGAGAUUUCCGAGGUGACAUGAAAGGUGUAGAAACUGUUGUAAAAUCAGGGCUUGAUGUCUACGCUCAUAAUGUUGAGACAGUUGACAGGCUGCAGCUGUGAGUAUAAUCAAUUUAGUCUUUUUUGUUGGACUGUUGAAUUUUUCCUCAACUCAUGCAGAAGUGUUGUAACGGUAGUUAAAAAAUGCGGCUUUCGUGGCAGAGGCAAAGAUUUGUUGAUGUUCGUUUACUGGUAUGAGUAGAGGUGCAUGCCCUCAUUAAAAUCAACCCUUUAAACCCUAAGAUCAAAAUUUUAUUCUCACUAUUUUGUUGCCCCUAUUCAUUUCCUACUAAGUAGUGGGGAGAAGUUGAUAAGGUAUCAAGCGAAUUCAUCUUGUGUGAUCAUGUCUGUAAUUCUCAUGACCACUCUGUUUUACAAAGCAUUGAUAUUAUAGGGAGAAAUUCGAUGCUGAUCACUCUUAAGGUGAUGUUACACAGGUCGAUUUGCAACGACGAUUUUUAGCGCAACACAGCAUUACAACAUUGUUGUUACAUUGUUUCAAAUGGCUGCAAUAUUGUUCCAACAUUUGAACGCUGUGUUGCACUAAAAAUCGUUGUUGCGUAUCGUCCCGUGUAACAUCACCUUUAAGGCUUAAAGGGUUAAACCAACUCUCUGUGUCUGCAUAUCUGACAAAACCAUCAUCACAUGCGAUAUCGAAAAGAUAAAACAAUUUGUGGGGUAACCACAUCAUUACGUAGUUUCUGGUCAGGUAUUAACCCAUUCAGCCUGAUCCGCCCAUAACCACCUAUGCAGAUCCUAUUUACCGCUUGUCAUGUUAUCAAUUUUAACAGUCACUAACGACUUUGACAUCUACCUUGCGCAGGGGGAACUGAACAGAUUUCUAAAACCAUACCUAAAUGAGUAUGAUUCAGUCCAACAGGCCUGAGAAAAUUGCAAGAAACCAAGUAAAGUUGACGCGAAAAUUCCGAUGAAAUUCUUGUUCCAUGACCCUACUGCUAAAGAGGCGAGAAAGCAAAAGGUAGAGGUCGAGAGGGCAGGGUUAGAGUAAGAAACGUUGGUUUCUGUGCAUGCCGGAAAUUCGGAAGCUGUUACUUAGAAACCUCAAAGUGCUCGACCCAUAAACAAUGUUUUUGGCUUUAUUUGUCCGUCCAGUGACCAGAAAACGGCUUGACCAACUUGAAAUAGCGUUUUUCGGUCGGUAGGAACGGGUUAACAAAAAUUAAUAUGCCGCUUUUGUAUGUACUGGAACUCUCCUUUACUUUGAAUUGGAUAUAUGCAUGUCUAGGUGUACGUGCUUUUCAAUAAAAAAAUCCCUGUUUUACGGCAGACUUGUGCGCGACCCGAGAGCCAACUAUAAACAGUCAUUAGAGGUGCUGAAACAUGUGAAAAGAAUUCAACCAAACAUGGUAACCAAGAGUUCUUUGAUGCUGGGACUGGGUGAAACUGAUGAUGAAGUGUUUCAGGCCAUGAAAGGUAAACAUUAUCUUAUUCAAAUUAAUUCACCAUUUUCGGUCAACUGCUUUUUUUUAAAAAAACCGUAGAACUAAAUUGCAAUUGUUCACAAAAAGAGAAGUUUUUAAUUAUUUAUCUUACGCUUUACCCCAAAUAAAAAGUUUACCCUUUUUAGGGGGUGGGUGAACGUUUUUCUAGGUCCACAUUUUUUUGGCCUUUUUUGAUAAUGGUGGAAGAAAACGAGCAGUGCUUGCUGCAAAUUAAUGUCUCUAACAGUAGGAGAAGUAAAUCAGGCAGUUAGUUUCAUUUAUUGCGAAUGGAUUUUUUUUCAAAUACCUCGUUUUUGUGGCUUACAGAUCUGCGUGAGGCCAAGGUAGAUUGCGUGACAUUAGGGCAAUACAUGCAACCGACAAAGCUGCAUCUGAAGGUACCGUAAUUUAGAACGUUUGCUGUGGAUCAUCCUCUUCUCGUUACUACGAUUUUUAGCUGGCAUUGUCACAGUAAAUGGCUUGAGAGCAAGCAAUCGGGUGGGGAUGGUCGGGCAGGAAAAGAGCGUUUUCUCCCCACCCCAUCCCCUCCUUUCUUGCGAGAGUUUGCUGGCAGGCUCAAAUUAAAAACUUUGUUAUAACAAGUUUCUUAACUGGCUGAUCUUUGGUGCCCAUUUAAUGCACUUAUUUUCGCCCACAUCAUUUUCGUGCAGGUUACAGAGUAUAUCACCCCUGAGAAGUUUAAGCAUUGGGAGACAGUAGGAAAUGAGCUAGGCUUUGCAUACACCGCCAGCGGGCCACUUGUACGGUCAUCCUACAAGGCUUGUGAGUACAAAACUGACCCCCAAACCUUCAUAACCCUUCAUAAGAGACGCAUGCCAGAAAAAAGAAACUGCAGGUGCAAAUUAAAGAAGCAAACUUACAGCUCGAUUGCAAGUUUCUAUAGAAGUUUAAAUAUUUAAUCACCUCUUCGUGUUGUAGAAUACUAAUUUUCUUAUUCGUAACUACAAUCUACAGUCAAAAUUGUUUGAUCUGAUUGGCAAUGGCAACUGGAAGUCCUUAUUGCAGGAUUACAUUUAACUGGGCGGAUUAACUAGACAGUAGGGGGCAGUUGCAUUCGAAUGGGGUUUUUCCUUACAACUAUAGUACAGUGACGAUGACGAUACGAUGACCAUAAUGAUGAUGAUGACGAUGACGACGACGACGACGAUUAUGAUGAUGAUGAUGGUGGUGGUGUUCGCGGAGAUGCAAUGCUGUCCCCAGGGAUUAUCCUGGGGACGGACGAGGUUGGUGUUGGUGUGAUGACGACAACGAAGACGAAGGUGGCGAUCAUUCUAGGCUUAAUGUGAAGAGCCGUAAUAUACAAAAACAUAGCUUAAUAUAGUGCAUAUGUCUGAUCCAACACAGGGGAGUUCUUUCUGACAAACUUGCUGAAAACAAGAGGAAGCGAAAUAACAGAAACAUGA